This is a messenger RNA of Phytophthora nicotianae INRA-310, 784 nucleotides long. RefSeq lists its product as hypothetical. NCBI's taxonomy places the organism in Eukaryota, Oomycota, Peronosporomycetes, Peronosporales, Peronosporaceae. The coding region runs from base 7 to 432 and encodes 141 amino acids. The transcript has 3 exons. The record is from RefSeq and is a predicted model, not a curated record.
AUUACCAUGCGAUACAGUGCAUUAGCUGGCUCUCUCGCAGCCCUCGCAGGUCUGUUAGGCAAACUGGGUGCUGACGGAGACUCCAGCGCUCUUCAGUUGCUUGAUGCGCAAUGUCAAUCUUCAGCUCUGUCCGCUUCCUGCUCUCUCCUCUCCUCUGCCGUCCGCGUGCUGUGUCUAGCACUCAUGUUGGGCGCCAACGGGCUCAUGCUCAGCUGCUUCGUCAAGGGGUUGCACGAGACGGACUCUCUAACGGCCACCGUAACCAGCGCAGCCGUCAACUUCAUGCUCUCAGCUGCUGGCGGCUUCGUCUUCUUCCAGGAGCAUCUACCGACGCGCUGGUUUGUAGGAGCUUCCGUGAUCCUCAUAGGGAUGGCUUUCUUACUCCAUGGAGACGCAGCACAAGAAACAACAGAACACAAGAAGAAGGACUAGUCAACUAUACAUGCCAAUGAUUGAGCACCACCAGCUCCAGCCACGGAUGUGACGGGUAUCCAGCAUCACUGAACCAGUCAGUGAACUCAUGAAGAGCUACUGCCUUCCCAAGAUCAAGAUCAGGGGCAUCAACUUCGACGAAGGACUGCAAUACGGCGUCAGCUCCAAGUUCCGCCGAAUAGCGAGCCACUUCGGCACUUAGGGAGCUACUCAUGCCGUAAAACGCCAUCAAGAAACACAUGAGACUGGACUUGAUCGUCUCAAGCUUCACCAUCGGGCCGUCCGUCUCUUCUUCGCCUUCUCCUUCGCCCUUCAUCGCGCUCUCGCCAUCGUCAUCGGAGAUCAACGCAGU